Molecule: messenger RNA, 1684 nt
Organism: Styela clava
Lineage: Eukaryota; Metazoa; Chordata; Ascidiacea; Stolidobranchia; Styelidae
Product: dolichol kinase-like
Biological process (GO): dolichyl monophosphate biosynthetic process
Cellular component (GO): endoplasmic reticulum membrane
Molecular function (GO): dolichol kinase activity
Source: RefSeq, a predicted model, not a curated record
CCUUUAAAUCAAAGACCCUACUCUGUUAGAAAUAAAAUGCUCCAUCUAUAAAAUAUACUACAUUUUUCCCUCUAGGCAUAGGAUUAACUAGUUGAUCCUGAAUAAUAGGAAAACACUUAAUUUCAUGAAGCAGGUUUUCCUGUAUUCAAUCUGUCAUGCCGGAUUGUAGGAAUGACUCGCCAAAUGGAAUACGAAUAUGGAGUGUUAUUAGUUAGUUGUACACCAAGUAUAUUAGGACUGUAUAACAAAACAGAUGAUAAGGAAUUGAGACAUACUGCACUUAUCCUUGGGAUGCUAGCACUUGUUACUGGUGUCUUAGAAAAGAUCAAAUUGCCUGUUGCUCUCUCUAGAAAUGGAUCACCUGGUCUGUUCUAUGGAUAUGUUGUUGUUGCUGCAGUACUCCUACAAUGUUCGAUGAACCAAGAAAUGCAUGCAAAACAGUUUAUGGCUAUGAGUAUGGAACUCACACACUUCUCUAUAUGGAUGAUUUUGUUUUCUUUGACAUCAUGGCUGUUUAAGUGUUCUUCGGCAACGAUUAAUUCAUACAUCAGGGAUUUUGCUUUGGUGACCAUAAUUGGGUAUUUCAUGCACGCUGCUUUGAAUUUGCCAAUAAACUUGACAUUGUUUUUAAGAGUCGUAUCCUGUUUGGUGGUCAUUAAGAUUACCUCGUAUUAUCUUCCCAAUUGUUUUACGUUGGGUGAAAUGCUCUUACUCUAUAAUUUGCUGACAACAUUUCUGUUGAAUGUGACUUAUUUUGAAUCAAAUUUUGAAAUCACUGUAAUUGCUACUUGGGUAUUAUUUUUUGUAAUGCUUUUUCUCAUGUCACUAAUUCCUAUUUGCUUAGUUGGUAUUAUGUCCACUUGGUACUUUUAUUCAUCUGGCUUUCUUCUGUUGGCAUGUUUACUUAUUGUUUUAUCAGAAUCUAUUGUUCCAAAUGCAAUUCAUUGGACUAUUGAUUUUUUAUGGGCUAAUUGGCCGCACAGGCAAUUGUUGUUAAUUUCAUGGCUGAUAGAAAUCUUCAUAACUGUAUUGUAUGUUACCUUUUGGAGGGAUCACAAUGGGAAGUCGUCAACUUCUGAAAGAAAGAUUUUUCACAUCAUAAUUUUACUAACUUAUAUUCCUGGUAUUUGGUACGAUAUUCCUCUACUUCUCCUCUGCUCAGUUGGUUCUGUUUGCAUAUUGUUGAUCCUGGAGACAAUGCGGGUUUUAAAAAUUCCGCCUCUUGAAAAAGUUUUAAACGAUAGCCUUUCUGUGUUCAUUGACGCUCAAGACUCUGGUUGUUUAAUCUUAACCCCGGUUUAUCUACUUUUGGGCCAGUCUUUACCAAUAUGGAUAUCUUGCCUCCAAGACCCCAGUUUACUAACGAACCCUAACUCUAAAGUGCCAAUCGCUGCAUACAGUGGAAUUUUAUCAGUUGGGUUAGGAGACACUGCAGCUUCUGUCAUUGGCUCUAAUUUUGGAAGGCACCGAUGGAUGGGAACCAACAAAACAGUAGAAGGGACAUUUGCUGCCUUUUUUGCACAAUCAGCAUUUGUGAUCUUCUUGUCUGAAACUAAUAGUUUAAUAUAUGUUUUUAUAGCAAUUUUGUCAGUCUCUUUAAUAGAAGCAUUUACAUGUCAAAUUGAUAAUUUAAUUCUUCCUUCAUAUAUGUUCUUUUUAUUAAAUGUACAAUCGUUAUAAGUCA